UCAACUUGCCUCACUUGAAGCUACAAUCAAGAAAUCCACAUUUCUCCUCGGAAAGUCAAAGGCAAGAAACACCAUGGAUGCCACUGCCAUCGGCAACGGCGCCCUGCACUCCAAUGGCGCCGGCGCCGACACCAAAGGGAAGCCGAUCAAAUGCAAAGCGGCGGUGGCGCACGGCCCCGGCGAGGCGCUGGUGAUGGAGGAGGUGGAGGUGGCGCCGCCGGCGAGGAUGGAGGUGCGCCUCAAGGUGCUCUUCACCUCUAUCUGCCAUACCGACCUCAGCGCCUGGAAAGGAGAGAACGAGCUUCAGCGAAAGUUUCCUCGCAUAUUGGGUCAUGAGGCAGCAGGGGUGGUGGAGAGCGUGGGAGAGGGUGUGGAGGAUCUUGCCCCUGGAGAUCAUGUUGUCCCCAUCUUCACCGGCGAGUGUGGUGCGUGCACCUACUGCGAGUCCAGCAAGAGCAACCUAUGCAAAACCUACCGUGUCAACCCAUUCAAGAGCACCAUGGUCACCGAUGGUGGCACGAGGUUCACCAUGAUCGACCGCUCCUCCGGUGCACGCAACCCGGUCUACCAUUUUCUCAACACUUCCACCUUUGCUGAGUACACUGUGAUUGACUCCGCUUGCGCUGUCAAGAUCAACCCUAAGGCUCCCUUGGAGAAGAUGAGUCUCCUCAGCUGUGGGGUCUCCACAGGAGUGGGAGCUGCAUGGAACACUGCAAACGUCUCCAAGGGGUCCACAGUGGCAAUAUUUGGGCUUGGUGCCAUUGGUCUUGCGGUUGCCGAAGGUGCCAGAUUGAGAGGAGCAUCUCGAAUCAUCGGAGUUGACAUAAACCCUGAAAAAUUCUCCAAAGGCAAAGAGAUGGGCAUCACUGACUUCAUCAACUCGAAGGCAUCUGGCAAGCCUGUCCACGAGGUUAUCAUGGAGAUGACAGAUGGCGGUGUCGACUACAGCUUCGAGUGCACCGGCAUCACCGAUGUUCUACGGGAGGCCUUCGUUUCCACACAUGAUGGAUGGGGCCUGACCGUUGUGCUGGGGAUCCAUGCAACGCCCAGGAUGCUGCCGCUGCAUCCAAUGGAGUUAUUUGACGGCCGUCGGAUCACUGGCUGCGUUUUUGGUGACUUCAAGGGAAAGUCCCAGCUGCCUGAAAUCGUGGAGAAGUGCAUGCAGGGUGAGAUUAACAUAAAUUUUGAUGGGUUCAUAACACAAGAGUUGCCCUUCGCCGACAUCAACAAAGCUUUCCAGCUGCUGGAAGAGGGGAAGUCACUCAGAUGUCUGCUCCAUGUCUGAUGAAACUUGUGGAUUGUAAAUUUGAAUACACAAUAAAUGAAUCAUAAAUGUUUUCGCGGUUUCAAGGUGUAUAAUUUUCAUAUGCAUGUAUGUUUUGUACAUAAAAUGGGUUGAACUUCGUUAAAGAAAAGACAAAUUGUUAAUUAGUAGAAUGCAGUAUUAAUAUUUGUAACAGGUGAGUGUGGGUGUGCAGUCGCGAGAAUUGAGCACACGAUUGGUUACAUACAUGCUCGAGUUGCUAGUCAGUAGGGCCACACACCAUUUUUAUCUAUUACAUACGAGUUACAGUCUAAUUUUAUUAUAGUUACAUAUAAAUGUUCUCUACCAAAAAAACUGUCUGAAUGUUGAUAUUUGUAAUAGAGUUAGCACAGGUUUCUUCUGUAUACUAUUAUCAUGGUUUCCUACACAAUAAUUGUAAAAUGUUCUUUUGAA
This is a messenger RNA of Oryza sativa Japonica Group (Japanese rice), 1717 nucleotides long. RefSeq names its product alcohol dehydrogenase-like 4. The record is from RefSeq and is a predicted model, not a curated record. Gene Ontology annotation, molecular function: zinc ion binding; S-(hydroxymethyl)glutathione dehydrogenase [NAD(P)+] activity. NCBI's taxonomy places the organism in Eukaryota, Viridiplantae, Streptophyta, Magnoliopsida, Poales, Poaceae. Gene Ontology annotation, biological process: formaldehyde catabolic process. Gene Ontology annotation, cellular component: cytosol.